GUGUUCCAUUUGACAUGGAACUUGAAAUGCAACGCCAUCUGCGUGUCAACUUUUGCAAAGUUUCUACUUUAUUCGAGUAUUGAAACAAUUUUUUGUUUUUUAUUCAAAAAAAUCCAUGAAAAUUCUUGAAAAGUUAAUUUAAAUCAACAAUAAAAUCCAUAUGGUUAUAAGUUAUAACAAAAAAAAAAUUCACAUGGAUAAAAAUCAACGACGCAAAUCAUUCGAACUUUGUCGGAAAUAUGCAAUCGAUGACAGUUCAGGGGACCAGUUCUAGAGUAUAGACCACCAGAGAUUGACAGCUGAUUUCACGUGUGUUUUUAUCAGAUUCGAAUAAACAUUUGUUUUGAAGGGCGAUCGUCGAUAUAGGAAUUGUAAUUGUUUUCAUCAAAAGACCGCAUCGCAUGUAGUGACAAUGGUUUUCGUGACUAUUUCCAAUUUCUGCAAAUCGUCAGUCAAAUUCAAUAAAAAAUAUCAGCUGAAGUUCAUUGACUCAUUGCGGCUUAACGUUAAAGGUGGUCACGGAGGCAAUGGAUAUCCAAAAUAUGGAGGCAUCGGAGGGCAAGGCGGCUGUAUUCAAUUUGAAGCAAAUGAGAAAGUAACGCUGAAUGCACUGGCGAAAAGAAACAAAAAGAGUCCAAUUAAAGCUCAAUCUGGAGAGGAUAGUUCAAAAGCGCGUGUUUUAGGUCGUCGAGGUGACGAUCUAAAUCUGAAAGUGCCAAUUGGAGUAACAGUGUUUGACGAAAAAAAUAAGAAAAUCGCUGAACUUAAUGAGCCGGGCGAUACUUGUAUCGCAGCCAAAGGUGGCAUUGGCGGUUGUUCCGGCAAUAAUUUCCUAGGCACCCGAGGACAGGAACGAAUCGUUACAUUGGAUCUUAAGUUAAUCGCCGAUGUUGGAAUGGUUGGAUUUCCAAAUGCCGGCAAAAGUACACUUCUUAAAGCACUAUCACGAGCAACGCCGAAAAUAGCCAAUUAUCCUUUUACAACACUUCGUCCACAGAUUGGCAUUAUUGAAUACAGUGACUUCCGUCAAAUAACCGUAGCUGAUUUGCCGGGUUUAAUUGAGGGAGCCCAUGCAAACAUCGGAAUGGGACACAAAUUCCUAAAGCAUAUCGAAAGAACGAAACUACUCUUAAUGGUAGUCGAUCUGUUUGGAUUCAGGUUCAGCGUUAUACAUCGGCUACGAACAUGUAUGCAAAACAUUUAUGCACUGAACAAAGAGCUCGAACUGUACGAUGAAGACCUUUUGGAUCGGCCGUGUAUAUUGCUUUUGAAUAAAAUCGAUAAAGAGGGAGCUCAAAGUGAAUACGAUCAGAUUAAGGAGAAAAUUUUGGAUUUAAAAUCACACACGAGUGAUUGUCCCGAAGAGUUGCUGUCUAAUCGAUUCAUACAGUUUGAUGAUGUGCAUGUGAUUUCGGCCAAAAAUGAAAUUGGCAUCGACAAUGUGAAAGCGUCCAUACGGCAAACGCUCGAUAAAUACGCUGAAGAGAAUCUAAACGAUGCAUCAAACGAAUUGAAGCCAAAUAGUAGGCAAAUUACGGGAGAGAAUCACUGAAUUAAAUUGUUGUUGUAAUUGUAGAUUAAUAAAAUUACACUUAUGAAAAUGUUUAUAUUCAAA
Sitodiplosis mosellana (orange wheat blossom midge) is the source of this 1615-nucleotide messenger RNA. Its product is annotated as GTP-binding protein 10 homolog. NCBI's taxonomy places the organism in Eukaryota, Metazoa, Arthropoda, Insecta, Diptera, Cecidomyiidae. Gene Ontology annotation, molecular function: GTPase activity; GTP binding; magnesium ion binding. The record is from RefSeq and is a predicted model, not a curated record. Gene Ontology annotation, cellular component: mitochondrion. The transcript has 7 exons. Bases 413 to 1552 code for a protein of 379 amino acids.